AAUGUCAAAUCGAAUCAUCGUGCCAAUGAUGUGAUUGUAGGCGAAGGAGAACCACAAAUUAUAACCGCACGUUUUGUCUUUGGUUUACUGGACCUGGUUUCAAUGACAAACGAAAAGAUCCUUAUUCAGUCGCGUUCUCUUAGUGGCACGUGGAACACCAUUGGUACGGAGGUCACCGAUUCAUCCGGUCGUAUUCAUUAUCAUGUUCCCGAACAACGCCGAUUCACCGUCGGGUUGCAUCCGAUCUUGCUCAGCGCCGAGUCCGAUCGUGAACAUCCGGUUCAGCUAACUUUAGCUGUUGUUCCGCCAAACACCGAAGCAGUUGUGUUCAGCGUUGAUGGCAGUUUCGCGGCUAGUUUAUCCAUCAUGGGAAAAGAUCCGAAGAUUCGACCGGGCGCAGUCGAUGUUGCACGACAUUGGCACAGUUUGGGCUACUUGAUCAUCUACCUUUCAGCCCGACCGGACAUGCAACAACGGCGUGUGACCAGUUGGCUAGCCAAUCACAACUUUCCUCAAGGGAUCACUCUGUUCGUCGAGGGUAUCUCGACCGAUCCGUUACGCCAGAAGGGUCAACUAUUGAAAAAUAUUUGCGAGAAACCUUUGACGCGAGGCUACGCUGUCCACCUAUCUCAAUUGGCCGCAGGUAAUCCUCUGUCCUGUCCUGCAGUCGGUGCCCUCAGUACAGCAAUGGGUUUAGGUCAUUCUCCAUUCGAACGACCGCCCGUCCGGAUCUCACCUCGACAGUCGGAUCAGAAGUCCGCUUCAUCUCAAUCAAGCAAGUUUUCGAUGGUGUGA
Molecule: messenger RNA, 795 nt
Organism: Echinostoma caproni
Lineage: Eukaryota; Metazoa; Platyhelminthes; Trematoda; Plagiorchiida; Echinostomatidae
Source: the annotation of a GenBank genome assembly